ACUCCCAGCUCCAGCGCCGCGGCUGUCACCAGCGCUCCUGCCUCUUCCGUCGUCUCUAGCAGCGCUGUUGCCUCGGCCACCUCCACCCCCUCCUCCUCCUCCGGCUCUGCCAAGAGGGGUCUUGUCUACAACACCUUCUCCUUGAUCUCCGAGUUCUCUGCCUCCGUCAGCAUCGGCUGGAUGUACAACUGGGCUCAGACCCCUGGUGGAACCAUUCCUUCUACCUUGGAGUACGUUCCUCAGCUGUGGGGUCUCCGCACCGCCUACGACACUCCCGACUGGAAGAGCAACGCCGAGGAGCAGAUUAGCCUUGGUUCCACUCACCUUAUGGGUUACAACGAGCCCGAUGUUGAGGAUGGUGCCGGUGGUUCGUUCCUGAGCGCCACCGAGGCCGCCGAGGGCUGGAUGACGUACAUGCAGCCCUUCGCCGGCAAGGCCAAGCUUGUCUCUCCCGGUGUCUGCAACGGUGAGGGUGUCCGCCCCGCCACUGGCCGCAACCAGGGUCUGGACUGGCUCGAGGACUUCGUCAGCGCCUGCAGCAGCUGCACCAUUGACAAGAUCAACGUCCACUGGUAUGCUUCGUACACCGGCAUGGGCUCCGACAUGGAGACGGUUGUCAGCUACUUCAAGGAGUACAUGGAGAAGGCCUACAAGAAGUUCAACAAGCCCCUCUGGGUCACCGAGUUCGAGCUCCAGGGUCUCGACGGCGUCGAGGGCGCUGACGAGAUCGAGGCCAAGUUCAUCAAGGAGAUCGACACCUACGUUGCCUCGACCGCGUGGAUCGAGCGCUACUCGUACUUCAAGACGGAGACGAUCGUCACCAAGACGGCCCUCAAGACGGCUUACAUUUCGUAA
Molecule: messenger RNA, 855 nt
Organism: Aplosporella prunicola CBS 121167
Lineage: Eukaryota; Fungi; Ascomycota; Dothideomycetes; Botryosphaeriales; Aplosporellaceae
Product: glycoside hydrolase family 128 protein
Exons: 1
Biological process (GO): fungal-type cell wall polysaccharide metabolic process
Cellular component (GO): fungal-type cell wall
Source: RefSeq, a predicted model, not a curated record